Rosa rugosa (rugosa rose) is the source of this 725-nucleotide messenger RNA. RefSeq lists its product as uncharacterized. Bases 105 to 560 code for a protein of 151 amino acids. Lineage: Eukaryota; Viridiplantae; Streptophyta; Magnoliopsida; Rosales; Rosaceae. The transcript is spliced from 5 exons. The record is from RefSeq and is a predicted model, not a curated record.
AGCUAACUUUAGUUGUCUCGUUCUUGUCUAAACUCCAAAUCCUCGAUUCUUCUUCUUCAUUUUUGUUGAGAGGCCUAGUCUUUGUUAGCAGCUCAAAUUCUAGAAUGGCCAGUCGGCCGUCUCCGUCGUCUCCACCGUCGUCUGCUUCCAACUCCGACCACUCCCCCACUCAACCCCCCUCUCUCACUCCCACAAAUCCGCACCCACAGGCCGAGGCUGGAAUCAACAAUGGGGUUCUCAAUGUCGACGAGAAAAAGCCUGCAUCUUUUGAUGAGCUUCAUACCGCAGACCACAUCCAGAAGUUCAAGAAGUAUGAAGCUGACUACACUCGUUGGUUGACUGCAAAAUACUUCUCCAAGAAAACUCUUUAUGGAGGCAACAUAUUUGAUGAAAAUAUGAUAAUACAGGAUGAGGUUAUAAAGUCAAGCAGGUGGCCUUGUACCAGGUCAUAUGCAGACCCAGUGCAGGGCUUUGAAGACCAGACCAGCAGCUGCUCACCUUCUACAACUACAGCCGAAACCUCACCUAACUUAUCAAAUGGGAAGCAUCCAGUAAAGUAGAGAAGUUUGUUUCAUGGUUGUGUUCUUACAUUUUUGAGGAUCUAUUCAUAGGAUUUUGUACAUGGACAAAUAUGUUUUGCAUGCUAACUGAAGGACAUGGCCCACAAAAUACUGAAUAUCUCUAAUCCAGUUAUUAGAAAUUUCUCUCAUCUGUUAUUAUUUUUA